Phytophthora sojae is the source of this 4148-nucleotide messenger RNA. RefSeq lists its product as hypothetical. Bases 595 to 2421 code for a protein of 608 amino acids. Gene Ontology annotation, biological process: proteolysis. Gene Ontology annotation, molecular function: zinc ion binding; metallocarboxypeptidase activity. NCBI's taxonomy places the organism in Eukaryota, Oomycota, Peronosporomycetes, Peronosporales, Peronosporaceae. The transcript has a single exon. The record is from RefSeq and is a predicted model, not a curated record.
AGACGCUUGGAUGCACGAAGUACGAUCUUGGAGGCGGGCACUGCAUUGCCCACGGUGGAGGACGGAAGUGCGUGGUUGAAGGCUGCGACAAAAUCCGCCAAGUGAACAAGCGCUGCCGUGGUCACGGCGGCAAGGUCAUGUGCAGUAUUCCGAACUGCGACCGCGCGGCGCAGAACCGGAAACUCUGCAAAGCUCACGGCGGUGGCAAGCAGUGCCAACACGAAGGCUGCACCAACAAGCAAAAAGGCAAGGGACUGUGCAUUCGCCACGGCGGUGGGACGAAGUGCAAGGAGGAUGGUUGCAGCGCGAUCGAGCGGGGCGGAGGCUACUGCAAGGGCCACGGCGGCGGCAAGAAGUGCUCGUACGCGUAUUGCAAGAAGUGGGUCCUCGGCGGCGGCUUCUGCGACGACCACCUGGACAUGGAGCUGUCCCACCAGCCCGAAGAGAUGCCGCGCAUGGCGGCCAAUUCAUAUUUAACCAGCGAGUCCGUCGCGACAAUCUAAGCUCAAACCCGAACGAAACACCUGAUCGUAGUCACAACGUAGCCACAGUACACGUACGAGUUAGUCAUGCCAAGCCUCAACACUUUCAAUAAUGUGUAGCCAUGUGUCCAAAACUCAAAUUUUAGCUCUUUUUGGCUCUUUUUUCAGUGCACGACCAGCGCCACGUACCGCGACAUUCGCCAACGUCGCGAUGCUCGUCCGCAGCUUGUUGCUAGCGCUGAGCUUGGGGCUCCUGGGCCCCAUCGCCGCCGAUGACUACCCGCCGUCUCCUCCCAUCAACUACAGGACGUACGCCGAGAUGGCCGCGUACCUCAUGCAGCUCAACGCCUCGUUCCCAGACGUCGUGCAGGUGUCCAUCGCCCAGGAAACAUACGACUUGCCGUACCCCGAGGAGCUGCAGUGCGUCGUGGACGACGGCACGAAGGCCACGGAGCCGUGCAAGCAGUUCGUGGUGCACCUGACCAACCACUCGACGCUGGCGAACGACCCGCAGCGACCGGAAGUCUUCAUCAGUGGAGCGCUGCACGGCAACGAACGCGUCGGCCCCAAUGCGGCCAUCGAACUCGUGGCACUGUUCGCACAUGCGACGUCUAAAUACGCAGAGGACGACAACUUGAAGCCCACGGUGGACACACAGCGCUGGCUGAGAGAAUUGGUGAACACGAGGAACGUGCUGGUGACGCCCAUGACGAAUGCGUACGGCUACUCGCACAACCACCGGGAGGAGCUGACGGUGGACCCGAACCGAGACUACAACUACAUGAGAUCAGGCGCCGAGUGCAUGCAGACCAUGACGUCCCGCGUUGUGAACGAGAUCUGGAGAGAUCAUAUCUUCCAGUUGGCUGUAACUUUCCACGGCGGGACGCGAGCGGUGGCGUACGAGUGGGGAUCCCCCGAUCAUUAUCUGGAUGGAGACGAGAAGAAGCCAAGUGAGAAGUCUCCGGAUCACAUGGCUCAGUUCCAGAUUAGCCACACGCUGUCCAAUUUUGCUGGCAUCUUCCCUGAUGGGAAGCUUUAUCCGACGGGGACUAUGAACGACGUUGUGUAUGGCGUCACUGGUGGGAUGGAGGACUGGGGCUACUCGGCAUCGUGGGAAAACCACUUUUACAAGGCGAACUCGCAGCCGUUCCGACCGUGUAAUCCUACUACGUUUGGUGGAUACCCGGAAGAGAAGACUGUUUACAACAACAUCACCCACCGCGCUUUCAACAUGCUCGUGGAGACGUCUAACUUCAAGGAGCCGAGACCUGGUGACCUGGGAAACUUCCAAGAGCUAUACAAAGCCAACGUCGACUUCUACAGGACGGACAGUGUCAAGAAAGAGUUCGUGGGUCAUGUACCGCGAAAUGUUCGUCUGGCACUCAUGAUGAUCGAGAUGGUCCAGCCUCUGGUGCGUUGGGUGGAUGCAGCAGAGGCAUCGAGUCCCCAAAACCAAGGCAUGCUGAGCACCUUCCCGGCAGCAACUUUGUAUAUGACGAGCUCCGAAGUGGGCCAAGUCACUGAGAUGGGCUGUGGUGCUCUGGCGUGGGAGCGCAACGAGGUCGCAACGUGCAAUGUCUCGGACUGCGCUGUUACCGGCGCGGCGCACUCCAAACUGCAAGUUGCAUGGGAAGUACUUGGCGCACUCACCAUUGACAGCACACAUGUUCAAGUGUCGUCCAGCCCGAAGUUCGAAGCUGAAAGCAUUUUGGUGGAGACCGCAAUCCAAAAGGGCACCACUCGCCGGUUCUACGAGUUUGCGUCGGAUUCGUCUGAAGCUACGGCUGCCAACGUCGAUACGAUGGGGACGUCGCUGUUUGUAACGUGUCUCAGCCUUCAAAAUGCCACCUCAGACAAGCUGUACGUUCGAGCUGUGGCAACUGUAGACCAGGUAAGCUACCCCAUGAUUCUCUUCUCAACGAGCCGCUUGCUAACGUAAAAUGCUUGUAUCAUAGGACUGGAAAGAGCAAGGUACUGGGGGUGAUUCUCCGUCACCGCAAGUUCCGCCACAGUCGCAUCUGGUGAAUGCUCGAACGAACCCCGAUUGGAACUUCGAGUGGAAUGGUCACCGAGUGAAGGGUACUCUUGAUUGGACGUCACCGGUGCGUAAAAUACGCUGGCAAAACUUGCUUCUGAAUAUGAAGUGCUGACAUAUAUUGCAACCACAGAUUAUCACCGUCGAUGUCGCGAACAAGCUGGCAGCUAGCCCCACCAAAUCGCAAGAAUCGGCAGCAUCUGCGCAGAAUGCGCCAAGUCAGGACGAUAGCGAGGAUAGCGUUGACGGCGCAGAUCCACCGACAAUCGGUGAAGAGCGUGCAAAGGAUGCUUCUGCAUCAGACGAAGACGAAAGUGAUGAUGAAAGUGACGACUCCAGCGACGACGACUCUAACACUGACACGACCUCGGCCUCCAAGCCUUCCACAACGAAGGCUACGGAUAAUGAUGAUUCCGAGUCCGAGUCCGACGACAGGGAGAGCGAAGACAUUGAAGAUGACAAGGAGACUACGCUGGACGACGAGAUGAAGGCCUCCUCUGAUGACCAGAGCACCACACCCCAGCCUUCUUCCAAUGUUACGACUCAAGAUGCCACCGCUCUGGCAGCGAAUGGAUCGGGCUUGGACGACAGCACUCCUUCCUCGCUGCUUCAGUUCGGGUACCUCAUCAUGAGCUCCUGCGCGAUGAUCAUCGUGCUCACUCUGGCGUAUCUCUACCGUCGCGUGUUCCGGCGUGCUCGGCAGCCGUACAUGAACAUCAGCAGCCUCGAGCAGCCAACGCGCGUCACAAUCAACAACUUCGACGACGAGGACUACGACGUGGAUGACAACGAAAGCGACGACGAAGACGUCAGCCAAGGCCCGCGCAUCCCUCGCCACGCCCAGUCGUCCAGAAGCGUCAUGUAGAUGCCAUCCCAAAAACUGCAACUCGCAUCGCGUCACACGUCACAGAUUUCGUUAAUCUCAACUUUAUGUUCUCUACACAAAUCAAUUCUCCACUCGAAAGACCACUUGGGCCGGAUAAGCAUGGAGAACUUGCCUCAAUGCAUGGUCACCGUGCGUUUCCACCAGGUACUGUCCACUGUUGCAACCACUAUGUGCACCUACACAUGCAUCUCUUCUGCCUCCUCCCAAAUUUCCAGACACCAACUCUAUCUAGGAGCGUCAAAACGACAAUAUUCCCGCACUUGCUAACGUUAUUAAUACGUUCUCCUGUUCAAACCAAGGCGCUGCAUGACGGACUAUUCAAGGAGGAAGAUGUGAUUGCAUUGGAGACUAACCGGCGUCUCAGUGGCAAGUACCGCGGCCUGCGUGCCUGUGAGGGACGGUUCGACGCCAUGCUUGAGAGGGGUAAGGCUGAAGAAGAAGGUGCUGACCCAGCCACGUUACCAGCCUCGGAGGUGCUUUAUGCCGAGUACAUCACCUGUGCCAGCGGCGCGCUGUGCGAGAAGUCGAUGCUGAGGUGGACGAGCUGUCUCGAGUCAGUGCAGGCUGAGAAGAAGAGUUACCGAGAGUGUGACCACGUCAAGAAGCUGCUGGAGCGCUGUAUGCGCAGCACGACCGAGGACCUCCUGAAGGCCGCACAGCCCAAGGUCUUCCGACCGAGCGCCGCUCCGUAGACGCCAAGACUGGAGCCUCAUACUUCAGAAGAACACACACACAUGUUCGCUUU